AUGUGGGAGGUGUCCUUGGUUUUUGGGUGGGCAGUUCUUCGUAUAGUCCUCCUCAUUCCUCGAACCCCCCUCCUUUCUCCACCCUCUCCUCCUUUAUCCUCGUCUUCUCCCCUCUUUUAUCCAAGUGUUUGUGGUCCCCACAUUCCCACAGCGACUCUGAGCCGUGGAGCUUCACAUGCCACCAUGAGUGUCCUGCCAUGCAGUUUCCUCCUUCUCUUCUUCCUCUGCCUCUCGGUCGUCAUUGAAGCCAAGAAGCAGCCUGGUGAGGCAAAACCGGACAAACCCCGCCAGCCUCCAACGUCCCCCCAACCAGCCAAGAGAGCUAGAAAUCGCUCAGUGCCUGGCUCUGGAGAGCUGACCACCAAGGAGGGCCAUAGCUGCACUUGGCAGACGUCUGGUGAAGACCUGGUCAGCCUGCUGGUGAACUGCAGCACUGAAACACUGGGAGUCCAGCAGAGGUAUUGGUGUCGUUACGCCGGUAAACCAGACCUUUGCCAGGCCUAUGGAGUGAAGUCCAGCCAGUACUGGAAGCAGCUGGUGGGGAAGCUGAAGAAGAGGACGAACGCCUGCGAAGGAGAGAAAGUCCUGAAGGCCAAAACCUGCAAGAAGGCCACCGCCGAGGCCCACAUGAAGCUCGCCCAACGCAGCGGAGAGGAGGAGAGGAAGGGAGGGAAGAAGAGAGUACCGCCGGCCAGUAAGAGCUCAGACGGAACAAAGGAAGAGAGGAGGAAGAAGAAAGAGGAGGAAGAAGAGGAGAACAAGAAGGACGAUUGGGCUGGCUUUGACGACGAAGGAUUGGUGAACGACAUGGAGCCAAUGCAGAGUUACUGCAACGAGGGAUGGCACUCCGUCUGCUCGUUCUUUGUCAAGUUUUUUGAGGGUUGAUGGGAAAUUAUGAUGGAAAUGCGAAGCUCAUUUUUGCAAAGCUCAUGAGGGUGCGAGUUCACAAUCUGAAAACAACCCAUAGAAAGAUGUUUUUUUUUUUUAUUAUACAGGAAACAACAGGCAGCUUAUUUGUAAAAAUAAUUUUUAAUUUUAUCUUACACUUUAAGUAUAAAGUAAAAGAGUUGAUUUCAGCCACUUUUAAUUUAGUUUUACGGUCAAUUCACACACUUUGUUAAUAUGAGCGUCUUAUAAAUGAUGGACGUUUGACAAAUGGGGCCACCUGGCAUUUAAUUUGCAAUUUAAAGUGGAUGGUCAUUAAGACCUGGCAAUCUGAAUUAUACAAAACCUAUCUAUACUAAAUACAAGCCACAAUUCACUUAAUGUCCCUCCUAGUUGUCGCACAGACAUCUGCUGAUAUUAAUCCAUAGGUCAGGGAACAGAUGAACAAUAUUUGAAUGGAGGAAAAUGAACCAUUCUGAUUAAAUUUGACUUCAGUUUUGUGUUAAUUUAGCUUUGGGAUGUGUUAUGUCGUUUAAACUUGCUUGUAGUGGAGCUGUAUGUACUGUGUUAUUGUGGAACUUUCUGAAUAACAAAUAAAAAUAGUGUUUUGGUAAACGAUCAAUCAAUUAUCAUCACUGAUGAUGAUAACAGUAGUGAUUAGUGUUUAUUUUUGUGAUGUGUAACUAAUAUUUUCUACAAAUUUUGUGUAACUGUUCUGUACAAACAAUCUGCUUACUAUUCAAUGUGAUUUGUGGCAGUUAAACCCCAACAGCAUUUUUUUUUUACAUUUUUUAAAAAUAAAU
Molecule: messenger RNA, 1688 nt
Organism: Anoplopoma fimbria (sablefish)
Lineage: Eukaryota; Metazoa; Chordata; Actinopteri; Perciformes; Anoplopomatidae
Gene: fgfbp3
Product: fibroblast growth factor binding protein 3
Exons: 3
Coding region: 1-885 (294 amino acids)
Biological process (GO): cell-cell signaling
Molecular function (GO): growth factor binding
Source: RefSeq, a predicted model, not a curated record